AGCUUUCCCACCACCAAAUUCACCAAAAAGCCUCUCUUCUCAGUUCUCACUCGAACCUUCCGCGGCCGCCAUUUCUCCAACUCCAUUCGGGCUCAGACCCAGCAAUGUCGACGCACCAAGAAGAUCUCGACCUUCUCCUUUCACUUCAGGACCGAGUUCUCGAAACUCCCCCUGGCUCCCCGUCAAAUCCCCUUUCCGGUUCUCCAGGGCUUCUAUCCGAUGACGAGGGUUCGCCCAGGCGAAGAAGAGAGGGCAAGGCGGCAGAUUUGUCGGUGUUCAAGGACGCCGUACGAGAUUGCCUCGAUUUCGAUGUCAACAAGCUCGCCGAGAAGUCCAAGAAGCUGAAGAAUCACCGGCCUUCGGCGAAGAAAUCCGGCGAAGCGAACCUAGAGAAGUAUUCCGGAUUAAGAAUCAGUGAUCAACAAGUCACCCCUGCCCAGUUAGCGGAACACUUCUCCGACAUCCGUUUCGUUCGCUUGCCAACGAUUAAGAAUUUAUUGGUAGGGGACAGUAUUUCUGGAUGUUGGGCUACUGUUGGCGUAUUGACCGAGAAGGGACAACCGAGAACUAGCUCCGCGGGCAAAAGCUAUUCGAUAUGGAAAUUGAGCUGUUUAGAUGAGAGCAGUGUUUCUGUUUUCCUGUUUGGUGAUGCUUAUAAGCUUAACUGCAUGGAGAAGGCUGGAACUGUUUUCGCCUUGUUCAACUGUUCAGUAAGGAAAGACAAUAUGGGACAAGGUUUUUCACUGAGUGUUUUCUCUGCCAAUCAAAUACUAAAGAUGGGGACUUCUGUUGAUUAUGGAGUUUGCAAGGGGAAGAGGAAGGAUGGAAUGGCUUGUAGUCUGGUGGUAAAUAAGCGACAAGCGGUCUAUUGCAGAUACCAUAAUGUGAAAACUGCUGAGAGAUUCUCCACGACACGUACUGAGCUUAAGGGAGGAAAUUUGAGCACAGCCUUCAGAACUCCUUUCAACUCAAGAGGUAUUUACAUUGCCGAUCCUCUAGCAGACUUGAAGAACAUAAAAAAGCCCGCACAGCCAGUUAAGUUAAUGUCUAUAGAAGGGCUCAGAAAGGCUUUGAGCAAAGGAGAAAGAGUGACUACGAACACACACUCGCAGGGAUUGAGAUUUCUAAACGAACUCACAGCUUCAGGAAAACUGAAUCCAAAAACAUCAAGUAAAGUAUCCGGAGCAGCAAGCCACCAUACGACCAGCUCGGAGAAAAGGAAACCACAAAGCAUGAAACCAAAUCCAUCUCAACACGAUGAUGCGAAGCGGACGAAAACUAGCCAGGGGAAAGCUUCCGUCGACAAGGGCAAGCAGGGAACUGCGAAGAUGGUUGAGUUGCAUCUCAUUGACUCGGAUGAAGAAUAGUGAAAGCUGGUAUCAUCACUUCCCUCCAUUGUCCACUGACAUUUUCUAACUUGUAUGGCUUCUGUACUAUUGAAACUGGGCAGUUUCUAAUUGUACAUUGCUCCAUUAUUCCAUCCAUUUCCCCUCAAUCUCUUUCUUUCUGUAUUUGAAUGGGAAGGAUAUAGCUUUAGAUGAAGCAAGAAGAACACCAUGAAAACCAUCACUUUCGCCCGGUUACCCUUUGGAGUUUUGGGCUCAAGUCUCAAGUGGGCCCUAAUGUUACAGCUCAUUUGGUCUGUACCAUAGAUGCAAUGUUGGUCCUGAAUCUGAUGAUUCACAUAGAGCCCUCCAACGGGUGAAGAAGAUAAGAAAAAACUGGAGAUGGGAAGUGAGCUUAGCUAGCUAGCUGGGAGAGAUAGUGAAAGGGGAGCAAUCGUGGACAAGUUUCCUUUCUAUUUUGAUGAUCAGAAAAUGAUAGAAGACAGAAAUUGGAAAAACA
Molecule: messenger RNA, 1845 nt
Organism: Linum tenue
Lineage: Eukaryota; Viridiplantae; Streptophyta; Magnoliopsida; Malpighiales; Linaceae
Source: the annotation of a GenBank genome assembly